AUGGUGUACUGCGGUAAGCCCUCGCGGGGCUGCCAGAUGUGCAGAACCCGCAGGAUAAAGUGCGACGAAACCAAGCCCACCUGCAACCAGUGUGCCAAGAGCCGAAGGAUAUGCCCCGGCUACAAGGAUGAGUUCGACUUGGUCUUCCGGAACGAGACCCAGGCCACCGAGAGGAGGGCGAGAAAGGCCAACAAGAAGGCCCUAGAGCAAAAGUACGGCAAGGACGCCGAGUCGAGCGAGAGUUCCGCGUCAUCAUCUUCUCCGGCCUCCUCCACCGACACUUGGAUUAUUCCAGCCUCGCCCCAAGUGCCCCUCGAGGAUCAAGCAGCCUGUCAUUUCGUCUCAAAUUAUGUCCUCGUGCCGCCUCAGGGGAGCGUCAGAGGCUACAUGGAGUUUCUGAUCCCGCUUAUGAAGCUGGGCAAUAUACCCCCGCACUUCAGAUAUGCCUUUGACGCGUGUGCUCUGGCCUCCCUCAACAACCGCGUCGGCACCGGCAACGACUUCGAAAAGGAGGCACUGGGAAAGUACACAAAGGCUCUAUCGGCCACCUUCGCCGCCAUUCGAGAUCCCGAGGUUGCCAAGCAAGACACGACGCUGGCAUCGGUGCUGCUGCUAGGCUUGUUUGAGAAUAUCACGGCCAGACAGUUGGGGAUGCUCGCCUGGGGAUCACACAUCGAAGGCGCAAUCCAGCUGGCGAGGGCCAGGGGUCGCAAGCAACUGAGGACCAAGGUUGGCUUGGCAAUGUUUAUCGCCGUGCGAACACAGAUGAUUAUCCACAGCCUGACUACUUCCAAGAGCCCCGUCAUGGGUGCCGAUUGGUGGAUGAAUGACACUGUCCGGGACGAGCACGCGUCUGAUUGCCAGCGACUAAACAUCAUCAUCGGAGAGCUCCGGGCGGAGACUAACCGACUCCUAACAACGCCUACUCGGUCUCCCGACCACGUCGAGAAAGUGAUGGACAUGAUUAAGCGAUGUCAGGCCCACGAUUUGGCAUGCGCAAACUGGUCCAAGAAUCUCCCCGACCACUUCCAGGCAAAGACGGUUGCCUGGGAAGACAAUGUACCGUACGGCGACUACACGAAAGCCGAGGUGUACCCAGGACGUGUUGAUGCAUACCAGGACCUGUGGGUGUGCAGUGUGUGGAACAUGAUGCGAUGCUCUCGCAUUGUUUUGGCAUCAAUAAUCGUCCGAUGUGCAGCUUGGAUCUCGUCCCCAGUUGACUAUCGGACGACACCCGAAUACGCCACAGCCGCUCGUACUUGCGUCGAUACCAUCACCGACAUCAUCGCAUCCGUGCCGUACCAGCUGGGCUGGUUUUCGAAGCGGAGGGAUCUCCUGGAGCGGGCCAACUUCUCUUCGGGCUUCGGAUGCGGCGAAGAAGAUGCGCAGAAGGGCCUGGGUGGCUAUUUCAUGACCUGGCCCCUGGCCCUCAUCCACGGGCAAGACUACAUUACAGACUCCCAGCGAGCGUGGGUUCAGGGCCGCCUCGAGUACAUCGGGGCGCAGCUGGGCGUUCGCUAUGCGCACAUGCUCACCCAGCUCAACGUCCGGAUUCCAUCCAUGCUGAUCCGUCGAGACGGACUGGUAGCCAACCCGUAUCCGCAGGCGCAUGACUUUCAGAAGCUGCUCUCGGGCAAGUUGUCUCCCGCAGCAGCGGGGGCUGGGACGAGUAACCCCCUGCACCAGCGGGAAGUGAUGCAGCGGGAAACGAUACAACGUCAAACGGCCGAGCUGGUGAGCAAGGCCAUGGGGACAUCCGGCAAGAUCGACGAGUGGACGGCAAAAACGUGGCUGCAGCUGCAGCAUUUCACGACAACGACGAUUUGA
Purpureocillium lilacinum is the source of this 1827-nucleotide messenger RNA. The record is from RefSeq and is a predicted model, not a curated record. Lineage: Eukaryota; Fungi; Ascomycota; Sordariomycetes; Hypocreales; Ophiocordycipitaceae.